Messenger RNA from Salvia hispanica, 878 nucleotides. RefSeq names its product transmembrane emp24 domain-containing protein p24delta3-like. NCBI's taxonomy places the organism in Eukaryota, Viridiplantae, Streptophyta, Magnoliopsida, Lamiales, Lamiaceae. The record is from RefSeq and is a predicted model, not a curated record.
UAUUUUGGGGAAAUAUCUAAUAAUUGUAGAUGUGAAUGUGUGAGUUUGCAUGAAAUCAAAUCGACGAGCUUUUUCUCCGAUCCGGCAACGAUCGACAUAGAUUAACAUGGUGAGGCGAGAGGGUGCUAUCGUGCGCUGGUGGUGGGUGGUGUUACUCUUGUUGGCGUGCGCAUCGCGGAGGAGCGCUGCAAUAUGGUUGAAUCUGCCGGCGACCGGCACCAAAUGCGUCUCCGACGAGAUUCACAACAACGUCGUCGUUUUGGCCGACUACGUCGUCAUAUCCGACGAUCACGUCCACCCUACCCCCACCAUUUCCGCUAAGGUGACUUCUCCGUAUGGCAACACUCUGUAUCGGCAGGAAAACAUUACGCAUGGUCAAUUUGCAUUCACGACUACUGAGGCUGGAAGUUAUUUAGCUUGUUUCUGGGUCGAUGGCAACUAUUCGGGCACAGGGGGGCUAAGCAUCAACAUGGAGUGGAAAACUGGUAUUGCAGCAAAGGAUUGGGAAUCAGUUGCAAGAAAAGAAAAGAUCGAGGGUGUCGAGCUUGAACUUAGAAAACUCGAAGAAGCAGUGGAGACGGUCCAUGAAAAUCUUCUCUACCUUAAGACCAGAGAGGCAGAGAUGAGGACAACGAAUGAAGCCACUAAUUCUCGGGUUGCUCUGUUCAGCCUCAUGUCACUCACCAUAUGCAUUGUGGUUUCAGCACUCCAAAUAUUGUACUUGAAGAGAUAUUUCCAAAAGAAAAAGUUGAUUUAGAUGAAAUGGUAGAUGAAUAGCUCAUUGAGAUGUGCUUUUUUUGUUUUCAUUUUGCAGUUGAUUAUGUAUCAUCACAAUUUUGUUUUUGAUUAAAAUCAUUAUCAUUCUUUGUUUUUGCAUA